AUGCUGUCUGCAAAGGUGGGCACCUCAUACUACGUUGCGCCGCAGGUGCUCGCGAGGAAGUACGAUCAUGCAUGCGACCUCUGGAGCUGUGGCGUCAUCAUGUACGUUAUUAUGUGCGGCUACCCCCCCUUCUGCGGGGAGAGAGAGUCGGAGACCCUCGCGCAGGUGAAGUCUGGCAAGUUUACGUUCAAGAAGGCAGACUGGUGCGGCAUCUCCGAGGACGCAAAGGACCUCAUCAGGGGGCUGCUGAAGUUGGAGCCGCGCCAGAGGCUCACGUCCGAACAGGCGUUGGACCAGGACUGGAUCAAGAACUGGGCGCCCAGGGCCCCCAAGGUGCCCUCGCUGCCGGCCAACUUCGUGGCCAACUUGCGCAGCUUCCGCUCGCAGAACAGGCUCAAGAAGGCAGCCCUGCACAUCAUCGCUGGGCAGCUGAAUGAGAGCGAAAUCAAGGGACUGCGGGGCGUGUUCCAGGCGCUAGACGGCAACCAGGACGGCCUGCUCUCCGGUCGCGAAUUGAAAGAGGGAUUGCUGAAGGCCGGCCUCGAGAACAUCCCUGCGGACUUGAUGCGGAUCCUCGAUGACGUAGAUUCGGACGGCAGCGGCAUCGUGGACUAUACCGAAUUCUUGGCCGCCACCCUUGACGAGCAGCUGUACAAGCAGGAGGACGUUUGCUGGUCGGCGUUCCGCCUGUUCGACCGCGACGGCGACGGCAAGAUCUCCCAGGACGAGCUCAGGUUCGUGAUUAGCAAAGGCAACGACAAGAAGCUGGCUGACGACAAGGUCAUUGAAGAGAUUAUCAGCACGGUCGACACGAGCGGAGAUGGCAAGAUCGAUUUCCAGGAGUUCAUGGCCAUGAUGAACUCCGCGGCGAAGCACAGGUGCCCCAGCAGUGUGGCGGCGACCACUGUCAGGAUGAGCAGUGGGUCGUGCACCACGUCGCUGAGCAGCUCUUCGAGUUGA
This is a messenger RNA of Prorocentrum cordatum, 960 nucleotides long. NCBI's taxonomy places the organism in Eukaryota, Dinophyceae, Prorocentrales, Prorocentraceae. The record is from the annotation of a GenBank genome assembly.